AUGGCUGGAUUCUUUUAUCCUGCAUGGCAAUCCUUUAAGGCGAUCGAAACAGGUUCUCAUCAAUCCAGCAGGCAAUGGUUGGCUUACUGGGUUGUGUAUGCGUCGUUCGCUGUGGUCGAAUUGUUCUCGGACAUAUUGCUGUUCUGGAUUCCUUUCUAUUACGUUCUGAAGCUGGCCUUCCUUUUGUGGCUGUCUCUGCCCCAAUUUCACGGCGCCACAAUCGUUUACGACAACAUUCUGCAGCCCUUCCUUACUACCUAUCAAGGCAAGAUCGACGGGUACGAACGCACACAACUUGACGCACACCUCGCCGCACACCCACCCGUGUCAUGCACCCGUGUCAUGAACCCGUGUCAUGAACCCUUGUCAUGA
This is a messenger RNA of Gregarina niphandrodes, 372 nucleotides long. Its product is annotated as putative HVA22/TB2/DP1 family protein. Lineage: Eukaryota; Apicomplexa; Conoidasida; Eugregarinorida; Gregarinidae. The coding region runs from base 1 to 372 and encodes 123 amino acids. The record is from RefSeq and is a predicted model, not a curated record. The transcript has a single exon.